AUGUCCCCUUCUGGCGACAAUCACAACAGCUCCCCUCAAAACUAUCAACCCGCCGUGCCCGCAGAUUUAAUCCGGGGUCCCAACCAACACGCAAUGGAGCCUCAAACACAGCCAAAGGAGACCCGCAGCUCCUCAGAGAGCAGCGCAGCCUCAUUAAAGAGCCCUCGUACGGCUCGAUUUGCCGAGGCCACAAGCAUUCAUUCACCGAUAGAGCAACCCGCCCGCUCGCCCUUCGCGGACCCUCCUCAGACGUCCCAGGGUGUUGCGGACACUGGUUUUGGGUUCAUUCAGACUCCCGGCAUUCAGGACCAGGCGCCUCCCAUGUCGCCCUUCCGACCGGAUCUGAAGGUGCCCAAUACUGCUCGUUCGUUGAAUCCGCUCAGCCCGACUUUCCGAGAGGAGUAUUUCCUCGAGAAGCAGGAGGCCACUGCGAAGAAAGAGAACGCCCGCGACCUGAGAAUCAAACUCCGGGUUCGCCUGGCCAAGAUCUUCCUUCGUUUUGUCAACUUCGGCUGUAGCCUCAUUGUGUUGUCUAUGUUGGCAGUGACAUUGCGUGUCUUCCAAUCGACAGUCGAUCUCCCUCCACGAAAUAGUGCUACUGCAUGGGCCCCAGGUACCACGCCAUGGACCCAGUGGCUCCUGCUUGGAUUGUCAUGUUUUUCACUGUUGGCCUGUUUGAUCAUUUUCUGGGGUUACUACAAGGGUGGCCACAAGCGUGCAGAGAAGGUCGCGAUCUACUACAGUGUUAUCUCGGUGGUCUACUUCACCUUCAGUUUUGUGAUAUGGAUUGUCGGCGCAGCAGUUUACUACCACUCCAAAGCUACAGGGAACUCGAAGGAUAUGUGGGGAUGGACGUGUGCACAGAAUACUCGCGAACAAGUAUACUCGAACGUCAUCGACUACGCGCUGCUCUGCCGUCUCCAAGACUGGGGACUGGUCUGCGCCAUCAUUGAAAUUGUGAUCGAGCUGAUCGUCAUCCUGAUCUACGUCGUUGUGUUCUACCGCUUCUACACGAAGCGUCGUCUGAUGAAGACCAUGAACAACCGCGACCAGGCCCGCUCAGACCUGUACCUCGCCCAGUUGCAUUUGCAGUCUGCCCCCAAUACCCCCGGCUUCCCCGGCUUCUCUUCCUACCCACCCAAGUCCCCCUUCGCUGCAACGGUCACGACCUAUCCUGUUGACCACUACUCCAAUGCCGAGAAGGGCCAGGCUCCUACACAGUACGCCACGCCCGUCUCACCAACUCGCCCCACUCCAGCCUUCCAGCUGCAGGCGCCGCCUAUUCGCGUUCAGCAGGCGACUCCAAAGACAGCGCAAGAAGGCUUUGUGCCUCAAGCUCAUACCCCCUCACCACCUCCACCACAAGCGGAGGAGCAGCACAUGGAAGCUGCGCCUGGUGAACAGAGCUAUGGCUCUGUGCCGAUCCCCGGAGCCUAUGCAAAUGCCAGUGAACCCAUGCAUCAUUACACUUAG
Molecule: messenger RNA, 1473 nt
Organism: Penicillium chermesinum
Lineage: Eukaryota; Fungi; Ascomycota; Eurotiomycetes; Eurotiales; Aspergillaceae
Exons: 2
Coding region: 1-1473 (490 amino acids)
Source: RefSeq, a predicted model, not a curated record